AUGCCCGACUCUCCGGAAACUCCUGACGCUACACACCCCCUCAAUGCAGAAGAGCUUGAACCUGGGCUGCUGUACGCCGUGCUGACCUAUCGGGGUGAGCUCGCAUCCUGGAAUUGGGCAUUCUUCGUGCCCAAUCCCGCAGUGUCGCCGAUCGGUGCUGCUGGGACGAUGUUCCAUGUCGUGGACACGGAUUCGGUGGGUUUAUGGAAGUUUGAGGUAGAGAAGCAGGGUGUCAUAUCCUCUCCGCUGGUAGUAGCCAUCAUGCGCCUGGCUGAUGUCGGAUUCUUGGGAGGUUACGACGAUGUCGUGGGCAAGGACAGUCUGCUGCCGAUGUUCAAGACGGUGGCUAUUCCGACCCAGGCUUCGACCGAAUUCAGUUCCAGGACAUGGUUCCUUGAAGCGAUCUGCGUGUUACACGAUUGCGGAGUCGUGCAAUGCGACGAUGCUUGGCUGCUAGAGAGAGAGAUAAGGCGAUGUGCGUUUACGGCCAUGGACAAGUAUUUGGAGAAUAAAGGCUGGACCGCUUAUAGAGCUGAGCACUGCUCUUAA
Messenger RNA from Psilocybe cubensis, 549 nucleotides. RefSeq lists its product as uncharacterized. The record is from RefSeq and is a predicted model, not a curated record. NCBI's taxonomy places the organism in Eukaryota, Fungi, Basidiomycota, Agaricomycetes, Agaricales, Agrocybaceae. The transcript is spliced from 2 exons. The coding region runs from base 1 to 549 and encodes 182 amino acids.